GAUUGUACAAAGUCUCGGGUUUUCUGAGGUAUUCAGGAAUGGAAAUGUUCCCUCUGGUGCUCAGGGCCCUGGUGACGCUGUCGGAGAGAGCCGAGACGGCAGGAAAAAUGAAGAGUCUCCUGCAAGAUUUGCUGCGAUUCCUGUGGCAUUGGUCUUGGGAGAACACAAUGAUGGCCAUGGAAAUCUUCCACAAUGUGCUGGGGCACCUGAAGAAGAGAGAGGCCAGCUCCACGGCUGUGAUGAUGGUGCAUAAUCUCUUGCACCUCUUUGAUGCGAAGGAAGAGUGUGUACGGGAGCGCUCCAUCUGCCUCUUCAGAGAUGUGCUGGGCAAAACGGUAUGGAGGGACAAGAAGGUCAUGAAGAGAAAUGCCUGGAAGGCCCUGGUCCGGCUCCUCCUUCACAUGAGUGAUAAGGCCCCCAGCGUGGCCAAGGCCUCCAAGGAAGCCAUCCUGGCUAUAGCAGAGCUUCUCAAAUGGCAAGAGCUCAAGCAUCUG
Sturnus vulgaris (Common starling) is the source of this 494-nucleotide messenger RNA. NCBI's taxonomy places the organism in Eukaryota, Metazoa, Chordata, Aves, Passeriformes, Sturnidae. The record is from RefSeq and is a predicted model, not a curated record.